CAAACCUGAUAUCAGGAAUAAGUAGGCGAAAGCACAAGAACAAAAUCCAACAUCUCUUUUUAGUCCCAUUGGUGAUCGAAGAAAUUAAACCCUAAAAAUGGUUGAAGUGAAAGUGUUUGGGGUGUGGGCAAGUCCAUUUAGUCGCAGAGUAGAGAUUGCUUUGAAUCUGAAAGGCGUCGAAUACGAAUACAUAGAAGAGGAUAUUGCCAACAAGAGUCCUUUGCUUCUCCAAUACAACCCCGUUCACAAGAAAGUUCCGGUCAUUCUCCACAAAGGGAAGCCGCUGGCGGAGUCUGCUGUUAUUCUUGAAUACAUUGAUGAGACCUGGAAAAGCAAUCCCAUCUUGCCUCAAGAUCCUUUUGGGCGAGCCAUGGCACGUUUCUGGGUUAAGUUCAUUGAUGAAAAAUGUAAUCCGGCACUAUGGAAAGCUCUCUGGAGCGAAGAGAAUGACCGAAAGGAGGCUGUGGAAGAAGCAUGUGAGCACCUAAAAACACUAGAAAAUGAGCUUAAAGAUAAGAAGUUCUUCGGAGGAGAGAAUAUUGGAAUUGUUGAUAUUGCCGCCAACUUCAUAGGCUUAUGGGUUGGGGUCAUUGAAGAAGCUUCAGGAUAUGCUGUGAAGUUUUUUACAGAAGAGAAAUUUCCAAUAUUACAUAAAUGGAGUAAUGAGUUUUUGAAUUGCGAUGUUGUGAAGGAAAAAUUGCCAGCAAGAGAACAAUUAAUCGCCCUCUUUGGUGCCCGUUUCGCAGCUUCUUCGUAGAAUGCGUAUAUCUAUAUAUGAAACUGUUUGCUUAUACUGUUACUGAAUUUUGCAGUCGUUGGAUUAUGAUGGUCAACCCCUUGACUAUAAUCCAAGGGCUACCAAGAAGAAGGUAACAUUACCUAGUGUCAUAAAUAGUCGUGGUUUCUGAAAUAAUUUCCAGCUUGUGGAAAAAAACGUAUCAUGUUUAUGCCGUCAUUGACCCGUUGGCUUUGUUUUUGGUUUCAAAUUAAAUAAUAUAAUGCUGAAUAUUAUGAUUUUGUUUUG
This is a messenger RNA of Pistacia vera, 1024 nucleotides long. RefSeq names its product probable glutathione S-transferase. The record is from RefSeq and is a predicted model, not a curated record. Gene Ontology annotation, cellular component: cytoplasm. The coding region runs from base 98 to 757 and encodes 219 amino acids. The transcript has 2 exons. Gene Ontology annotation, molecular function: glutathione transferase activity. Gene Ontology annotation, biological process: glutathione metabolic process. NCBI's taxonomy places the organism in Eukaryota, Viridiplantae, Streptophyta, Magnoliopsida, Sapindales, Anacardiaceae.